Messenger RNA from Alosa sapidissima (American shad), 3495 nucleotides. Its product is annotated as serine/threonine-protein kinase tousled-like 2. Gene Ontology annotation, molecular function: ATP binding; protein serine/threonine kinase activity. The coding region runs from base 558 to 2621 and encodes 687 amino acids. Lineage: Eukaryota; Metazoa; Chordata; Actinopteri; Clupeiformes; Clupeidae. Gene Ontology annotation, biological process: intracellular signal transduction; chromosome segregation; peptidyl-serine phosphorylation. The record is from RefSeq and is a predicted model, not a curated record. The transcript is spliced from 21 exons. Gene Ontology annotation, cellular component: nucleus.
AGGGUCAUUAUUUUGCCUGGCCCUUGAGCUACUUGAACCUUGCCUGGGAACCCCUACAGCUCGACUCAUUCUGUCUAUCACUAGCUAGUUAGCUAAAUAUCUAUUGAGAAUAUCUAAAACUAAGAAAAGAAAAAAAGUGGCCGUCUGAAGAUUAACCACUCUUCCCUAAGGCGACAGCAAAGGAGAAAGCUUUUUAACAAAGCCUGAAAAUGACUGCGUAAACGAAAAAUCAGGGGCCCUUCAGUAGCAGAAAAAAGGGGAGUAACGUUGCUGUGGUUGUCCUCGGCCGGGGUACACCUCGGCGGAUGAGGGAAACCCCGAGGAUCACGGCCUGCAAUAACAUUUCACCAUCUUCAACUAGCAGUUCAGAGAAGAAAGGGAACGCCUGCCAAUGGUCACAUUUGUCCUAACAAGUUAGAUGUGUCACUGCAUAUAGACGAAAACGUGGUGUUCACAAGGCACUGGCUCAUCAGUAAAUCAUUUUUGGAGUAAAGAACCAACGGAGCCCCGUGAAAAAAACAACAACGUUGCAGGUGCAACGGGCACUCUGAGCAGGCAUGAUGGAGGAGCUGCACAGCCUUGACCCACGCCGUCAGGAGCUGCUGGAGGCUCGGUUCACAGGGGUCGGUGUAGCCAAGGGGCCAAAUGAGUCUUCAAACCAAAGCCUGUGCAGUGUGGGGUCAUUGAGUGACAAGGAACUUGAGACUCCAGAGAAGAAGAGCAGUGAACAGAGGGUUAGGAAAAGGAAAGGAGAGCCCUAUGAUGGAGGGAAGGGCAGAGGACUCAAGAUCAGUGACUAUUUUGAGUUUGCGGGUGCUGGCGGUCCGGGCACCAGUCCUGCUCGGGGUGUCCCUCCUCUGGUGCGCUCCUCUCCGCAACACUCGCUCUCUAACCCACCACUACCGGUACAGCAGGGUAGCCCGUCCUCCACGUGCUCUCUGAGCAUGGAGGUGUCCAGCAGCUUCAACAGACCUCUGCUACACAAGGCCUGUCAGUCGGAGCUGACCUUGGAGAAGCUGACGGCGCUGGAGAACAACAAGAGCUCCGACCUGGAGAAGAAGGAGGGCAGAAUAGAUGACCUACUACGGGUGAAUUGUGAUCUGCGCAGGCAGAUUGAUGAACAGCAGAAGAUGCUUGAGCGCUACAAGGAGAGGCUCAACAAGUGUGUAACCAUGAGCAAGAAACUUCUCAUAGAGAAGUCUAAGCAGGAGAAAAUUGCGUGUAGGGAGAAGAGCAUGCAGGACCGGCUGCGUUUGGGUCACUUCACCACCGUCAGACAUGGGGCCUCCUUUACCGAGCAAUGGACAGAUGGAUACGCCUUCCAGAACCUCAUCAAGCAGCAGGAGCGCCUCAACUCUGAGCGCGAGGACAUUGAGCGGCAGCGCAAGCAGCUGGGCAAGAGGAAACCGCCCUCCAUGGCGCAGACGCCGCCGCCCAGCGUGGAGCCCAACAAGCGCAAGAGCAAGAGCAACGGUCUGGAGAACGAAACGUUAUCACUAGCGGAAUACCAUGAGCAGGAGGAAAUCUUUAAGCUGCGUCUUGGACACCUGAAGAAGGAGGAAGCUGAGAUCCAGGCAGAGCUGGAACGGUUGGAACGUGUGCGGAAUCUUCACAUCCGAGAAUUGAAAAGAAUACACAAUGAAGACAACUCGCAGUUUAAAGAUCACCCCACACUAAAUGACCGUUACCUGUUAUUGCACCUGUUGGGCCGUGGAGGCUUCAGUGAAGUUUACAAGGCCUUUGAUCUGACUGAGCAGCGAUAUGUGGCUGUGAAGAUCCACCAGCUCAACAAGAACUGGAGAGAUGAGAAGAAGGAGAACUAUCACAAACAUGCCUGUCGGGAGUACCGGAUCCAUAAGGAGUUGGACCACCCACGAAUCGUCAAACUCUACGAUUACUUCUCAUUGGACACUGACUCGUUCUGCACAGUUCUGGAGUACUGCGAGGGGAACGAUCUGGACUUCUACCUGAAGCAGCACAAGCUGAUGUCCGAGAAGGAGGCACGGUCCAUCGUCAUGCAGAUCGUGAAUGCGCUCAAGUACCUCAACGAGAUCCGACCCCCCAUCAUCCACUAUGACCUUAAGCCUGGUAAUAUCCUGCUGGUGAAUGGGACGGCGUGUGGGGAGAUUAAGAUAACAGACUUCGGCUUGUCAAAGAUCAUGGACGAUGACAGCUACAAUUCAGUGGAUGGGAUGGAGCUCACGUCACAGGGAGCUGGGACUUACUGGUACCUGCCCCCAGAGUGCUUUGUGGUGGGGAAGGAACCGCCCAAAAUCUCCAACAAGGUGGACGUGUGGUCAGUAGGGGUCAUCUUCUACCAGAGUGUCUACGGACGCAAGCCCUUUGGCCAUAACCAGUCGCAGCAGGAUAUUCUACAGGAGAACACCAUCCUCAAAGCCACCGAGGUGCAGUUCCCCACCAAACCUGUGGUGUCACCUGAGGCCAAGGCGUUUAUCCGGCGAUGCCUGGCCUACAGGAAGGAGGAGCGGAUAGACGUGCUGCAGUUGGGCAAUGACCCGUUCCUCUUGCCGCACAUCCGCAAGUCUAUGAGCGCUCCCCCUCCACCGGGCCCCCCCACACCCUCCACGUCCAGCUCCUACAACAGCAGCGCCUCCAACUGAACACGCACACACACACUCCGUAUCCAACUUCUACAACCGCAGCGCCUCCAACUGAACACACAUACACACACACACACACACACACACACACACACUCCGUAUCCAACUUCUACAACUGCAGCGCCUCUAACUGAACACACACACAUACACACUCCAACAUCAGCACCUCCUCCAACUGAUCUUAUACAUACAUGCUCAUGUAUACCCAACUCCCAUGACCACCCUAAAGCACAUACGUUGUCCACUAAUACCAACUUCCAGCUGCUAAAUAGUUACCACACACACACACACAUAUACAGUAUGGCAAGGAGCAGUGGUGGGAAGCUGAAGAGCUUGAAGGUGUAGUGGGGACCCAAACUUGGUGUCAGCUUGGUGUUUUUUAAGAGCUUGGACGAGACCACCACUAAGACCACAGAAGAUGCCAGUCUCAUUUGAACUCUAGAAGUUGCUAACGAGGCAGUAGAGACCUCUCCUGAGGGAUGCUGUUUCAGACACGGACACUAGAGGGUGCUGUUUCACCCCAGAAAAGUACUGUGCCACCUGCAUCCUGUGACGAGGAUGCUGGGACUUCUUCAUGGAUUUUAUUAAAUGCAGGCCCCUGCCCUUGGGCUGCCAGUGCCCAGGUGACCAAAGCUACAGGACAGGGACAGGGGAGGAGGCUUAAUGGUGAGCUAGAGUGACCAGCAGCCAGGGGUUGGGGUUUGAGGGGGUUGUUUUUCCCCCCUGCAGUUUUCAAGUUUUGUAAUGAUUUUUUUUUUUUAAUGUUUUGAAAUGUUUUUUUUUUUAUUAUUUAUAAGAUGUGAGGUUUGCCUCAGGACUCCCCUGCAGACCUUCAGGGUGAGAGGCAUUCUCAUUAAACUCCUUUGCCAGGUUA